Messenger RNA from Hyalella azteca, 561 nucleotides. RefSeq names its product putative protein TPRXL. The transcript has a single exon. The record is from RefSeq and is a predicted model, not a curated record. NCBI's taxonomy places the organism in Eukaryota, Metazoa, Arthropoda, Malacostraca, Amphipoda, Hyalellidae. The annotation marks the transcript as partial.
UCCGAAAUCCAGUCCAACAUCCAGUCCAACAUCCAGUCCAACAUCCAGUCCAAUAUUCAGUCCAACAUCCAGUCCAACAUCCAGUCCAACAUCCAGUCCAACAUCCAGUCCAAUAUUCAGUCCAACAUCCAGUCAACAUCCAGUCCAACAUCCAGUCCACCAUCCAGUCCAACAUCCAGUCCAACAUCCAGUCUAACAUCCAGUCCAACAUCCAGUCCAAUAUCCAGUCCAACAUCCAGUCCAACAUCCAGAAGAUCAAGCAUCCAAAAAGUCCAACAUCCAGAAGAUCCAACAUCCAAAAAGUCCAACAUCCAGUCCACCAUCCAGUCCAACAUCCAGAAGAUCCAACAUCCAAAAAGUCCAACAUCCAGAAGAUCCAUUAUCCAAAAAGUCCAACAUUCAGUCCAACAUCCAGAAGAUGCAACAUCCAAAAAGUCCAACAUCCAGUCCACCAUCCAGUCCAACAUCCAGUCCACCAUCCAGUCAACAUCCAGUUCAACAUCUCCAGCCCGUCGCUAUGUCGUGGGAGUUACAUUAAGCGUUAUCAGGCGUGCUCUGUAG